AUGAAUCUUUAGAAAAAAUUGAACGAAAUUCAAUUAGUUUAAGAGCCUACUUUAUGUAAAGGUAUCAAUUAAUUUAAUGGAAUCUCUUGGGAUGAACUAGAAAGUAGAUUUAUUUACUCUACAUUCUAAAUCUUGUUGAAAGAUUAAGAAAUUUAAUACAUAAAAGAAGGAUCCAUUAUAAGACAGUAAUACUUUAUUAUUUAAGGAAAAUAGGGAUAUUAUUAAAGAUAACUCAAAGUAACCUGAAUACUUAGCUAAUUUAGAAUAGAUAAAAUUUUUAAAAUGGAUUGGAAGUUAUAAUAAGAAUAAUUAACAAAUUGGUAAAUGGAUAGUAACUUGGAAGGGAGAAACUCUUUAAGAAAUAGGAGGAUAUUAUGAUGAAGGAAAAAAAUAAAGCCUAUGGAAGGAAUNUUACGAACCCUAUACUUUAAGUAUAAUAUUAUUAUAAUGAAGACUAGGAAAACUACAAAAUAGAUUAACAAGAUAAAUGA
Messenger RNA from Paramecium pentaurelia, 491 nucleotides. Lineage: Eukaryota; Ciliophora; Oligohymenophorea; Peniculida; Parameciidae. The record is from the annotation of a GenBank genome assembly.